Labrus mixtus (cuckoo wrasse) is the source of this 1246-nucleotide messenger RNA. RefSeq names its product WD repeat domain 45 (gene wdr45). The record is from RefSeq and is a predicted model, not a curated record. NCBI's taxonomy places the organism in Eukaryota, Metazoa, Chordata, Actinopteri, Labriformes, Labridae. Gene Ontology annotation, molecular function: phosphatidylinositol-3,5-bisphosphate binding; protein binding; phosphatidylinositol-3-phosphate binding. Gene Ontology annotation, biological process: autophagy of mitochondrion; nucleophagy; protein lipidation. Bases 105 to 1181 code for a protein of 358 amino acids. The transcript is spliced from 11 exons. Gene Ontology annotation, cellular component: extrinsic component of membrane; phagophore assembly site membrane; cytosol.
GGUUGUCCGGUGACACGUUACUCUUCUCCUCCGUGACAGGUUGUCCGGUGACACGUUACUCAGGGUGUCCGGUGUCCGGUGGGUCCAGCUGUAGUUUCUGAGGCAUGGCUCAGCAGAGAGGAGUCAACAGUCUGCAGUUCAACCAGGACCAGAGUUGUUUCUGCUGCGCUAUGGAGACCGGGGUCAGGAUUUAUAACGUGGAGCCUCUGAUGGAGAAAGGACACCUGGACCACGAGCAGGUGGGCAGCGUGGCUCUGUGCUCGAUGCUGCAUCGCUCCAACCUGCUCGCCAUCGUUGGAGGAGGAGUCAACCCAAAGUUUUCAGAAAUAUCUGUUCUGAUCUGGGACGACGCUCGAGAGUCCACAGACCCCAAAGACAAACUGGUGCUGGAGUUCACCUUCACUAAACCUGUGCUCGCUGUUCGCAUGAGACAUGACAAGAUCAUCAUCGUCUUAAAGAACAGGAUCUAUGUUUACAGCUUCCCCGACAACCCCGUGAAACUGUUUGAGUUCGACACCAGAGAUAACCCCAAAGGUCUGUGUGAUCUGUGUCCCAGUCUGGAGAAACAGCUGUUGGUGUUUCCGGGUCAUAAGUGUGGCAGCCUGCAGCUCGUGGAUCUGUCAAACACCAAGCCGGGAACAUCGUCUGCUCCGUUCACCAUCAACGCUCACCAGAGCGAGAUCGCCUGCGUGGCGCUCAAUCAGCCCGGCAGCGUGGCGGCUUCGGCCUCUCGUAAAGGAACUCUGAUCCGCCUGUUCGACACGACGACCAGAGACAAGCUGGUGGAGCUGCGCAGAGGAACCGACCCCGCCACCCUCUACUGCAUCAACUUCAGCCACGACUCGUCCUUCCUGUGCGCCUCCAGUGACAAAGGAACCGUUCACAUCUUUGCACUCAAGGACACCAAGCUAAACCGGCGCUCUGCCCUGGCGCGCGUGGGAAAGGUGGGCCCUGUGAUUGGUCAGUACGUUGACAGUCAGUGGUCGUUGGCCAGCUUCACCGUGCCGGCUGAGUGCGCCUGUAUCUGCGCCUUCGGGAAGAACACAUCCAAGAACGUCAACUCUGUCAUCGCCAUAUGUGUGGACGGAACCUUCCACAAGUACGUGUUCACCCCCGACGGAAACUGCAACCGGGAAGCCUUCGACGUGUAUCUGGACAUCUGUGAUGACGACGACUUCUGAGCCGCUACGCGAGACGAGGAGGAGACACGAGGAGGAGGAGACGAGGAGUUUGUGAAACUUUCUGU